Molecule: messenger RNA, 1395 nt
Organism: Nanorana parkeri
Lineage: Eukaryota; Metazoa; Chordata; Amphibia; Anura; Dicroglossidae
Product: cathepsin F-like
Exons: 1
Coding region: 1-1395 (464 amino acids)
Cellular component (GO): lysosome
Molecular function (GO): cysteine-type endopeptidase activity; cysteine-type endopeptidase inhibitor activity
Source: RefSeq, a predicted model, not a curated record
AUGGAUAUCUCUGGCCGUUGCAUUGUCCUCAUCGCGGCUCUGGGGCUGGUGAGCUGUUUCCCCCCGGGGCACUGGCAGGAGGUGUCCUCAGAAGCGCCGGAGAUCCAGACCUUGGCGGAGAUCGCGGUGCGGGAAUAUAAUCGUCUGAGUGACCAGGAUGUUGCUUACAUACAGCUGCGGGUCACCGAUGUCAGGAAGCAGCUGGUCUCGGGGGUCAAGUAUGACUUUAAUAUCUUACUGGGAAGGACAAUGUGUAAGAAGGACGGAGAAGAGACCCCUGGUGAUUGUCGGCUUCAUGCUGCAGCUCCAGUGAAGGGAGUGAAGUGCAGCUUUUCAGUGUUGCUGGUCCAAUGGCUCAAUGAGAUGAAAGUCUUGCAUCAGUUAUGCUCACGAGAAGUAUCUUUGGAUUGGAUAAAAGACGCGGCAGAGUCGCCAUCUUCAAAUCGGAGUGCGCUGUCGUCCGAAACGGAGGACGAGCUGCUCGAGACAAUGUCGUUGUUUAAGAAGUUUGUGACGACUUACAAUAAAACGUAUCAAAGCGAUGGAGAGGCUUCGAGGCGUCUGAGCAUCUUCGCCGAAAACCUCAAGAAGGCCAAAGACAUACAGGACAGAGACCAGGGGACGGCGGAAUACGGCGUCACUAAAUUCAGCGACCUCACGGAGGAAGAAUUCCGGACUCUCUACCUGAACCCCUUGCUCUCCGGUAAGGAACAUCGGAUGGCGGGCAGGGCUGCGGUUCCGAAAGACCCUCCCCCCGCUCAGUGGGACUGGAGAGAUCGCGGCGCCGUAACCGAGGUCAAGAACCAGGGCAUGUGCGGCUCCUGCUGGGCUUUCUCCGCCAUCGGGAACAUCGAAGGGCAGUGGUUCCUGAAGAAAGGCGCGCUCGUUUCUUUGUCCGAGCAAGAGCUGGUGGAUUGCGACGGCGUGGAUCAAGCGUGCGGGGGAGGCCUUCCGUCGAGCGCCUACGAAGCCAUCGAGAAGCUGGGCGGGGUGGAGACGGAACAAGAUUACGCUUACCGGGGACAGAAGCAGCGCUGCAGCUUCUCCGCCGGCAAAGUCUCGGCUUACAUCAACAGCUCCGCGGAGAUUCCGAAGGACGAGGCGCAGAUGGCGGCCUGGCUGGCGCAGAACGGACCGAUAUCCGUCGCGCUGAAUGCGUUCGCUAUGCAGUUUUACCGCAAAGGGGUUUCUCACCCGUUCAUGCUGUUGUGCAGUCCCUGGUUCAUUGACCACGCCGUGCUUCUAGUGGGCUACGGAAACCGUAACGGGGUCCCUUUCUGGGCAAUCAAGAAUAGCUGGGGGACGGACUGGGGGGAACGGGGCUAUUACUAUCUGUACCGAGGCGCCGGAGCUUGCGGCGUGAAUCAAAUGUGCAGCUCGGCCAUUGUAAAUUAG